Orbicella faveolata is the source of this 1628-nucleotide messenger RNA. RefSeq names its product ribosome maturation protein SBDS-like. Lineage: Eukaryota; Metazoa; Cnidaria; Anthozoa; Scleractinia; Merulinidae. Gene Ontology annotation, biological process: cytosolic ribosome assembly; ribosome biogenesis. The record is from RefSeq and is a predicted model, not a curated record.
ACGAAAAAGCUUCAAGGUUAAAAUAUAUUGUUUAAAGCAAAAUGUCGAUAUUUACGCCAACGAAUCAAGUGAAACUAACAAAUGUAGCGGUGGUAAGGUUGAAGAAAGCUGGAAAACGUUUUGAAAUCGCCUGUUAUAAGAACAAAGUUAUGUCUUGGCGAAACAAAGUAGAAAAGGACAUUGAUGAAGUUCUUCAAACCCAUACAGUGUUCACAAAUGUUUCAAAAGGACAAGUUGCUAAAAAUGAGGAUUUAACAAGGGCCUUUGGAACAACUGAUCAAACAGAAAUCUGUCUGCAGAUUUUAGCAAAGGGAGAAUUACAAGUGUCUGAGAAGGAAAGAAACACACAGCUGGAAUCAAUGUUCAGAGAUAUUGCAACAAUUGUUGCCGACAAAUGUGUCAACCCAGAAACAAAGCGACCUUAUCCUGUAGGUGUGAUAGAGAGAGCUAUGAAAGACAUCCAUUAUUCAGUUAAACCAACAAGAACAACAAAACAACAGGCUCUGGAGGUCAUAAAGCAACUCAAAGAGACUAUGGAAAUAGAACGUGCUCAAAUGCGUUUACGUUUGAUUGUACCAAGUCGGGAGGCUAAGCGGGUACAUGAGAAAUUGAAACCUAGCAUAUCAGUGGUUGAAUCUGAAGAUUGGCAGGGAGGGGAUUUAGAAAUGGUUUGCCUCAUAGAUCCUGGCUGUUACAGAGUUAUUGAUGAAACCCUUCGGGCUGAAACACGGGGACGGGGAACACUGGAAAUGAUCAGUUUAAAAGAUAUUGAAGAAGGAGAUGAAAGACUUGAAUAACAUUCUGAUACACUUGAAGAGAUGAUAUCUACAUCAUGGUCAAUGCAGACACCAUGAUGUUGCUUCUUAUAUUGACCAAGCUGUUGAGAGAAAUUAAGAGGCUCUAAAAAAAACAAACAGCUACUGUGUGCAGAGCAAUAUUAUUGGAGGCUAGAAAAUGUUUUAACUAAAAGUCCAAUAGUAAUUAAUUUUACUUACAAAGGCAGAUUGAAAACAAACAAAAAAUUGUUGGUUUUGAAAACACUUUUUCCAAACUUCAAAAUUUUAUAUUCCCUUGGAAAACGGUAAAUGAAGUAUGCAAUUAUUGUGUUUUCUCUUUCUUUGAAAAUGGGAUCUGAAUUUCAUUUACUAGAAAAAAAACUUUCAAUUUCUUGACUUCCGAUUUGCGAGAAAUAAAGGAAUUUAAAAGCAGGGCUGUCAAUAAGGGCCGUAAUCUGUAGCACCUGUUACGGUCCUUGAUGGUAUGGGUGAACUUGCCUGUAGUUGGUACAAUUCACCCAUAAAGUAACAAGUUUGAUAAGGAUGUGAAUAUCAAGGUUACAGAUGAAUCAAUUUGAAAACUUAAUGACAGCCCUGCAAAGAUCCUUGUACAAUUAUAUAGCUUUCUUUCUUGUACUAACUGGAAAAAGAAAACCCAGUAAAUUGAAAAAUCCAUUACACCUUUAUGUGGGAGGCACUAAGACUUCCAUGAUACAUAGCAGCAUUAUUUCCCACUUAUUAAAUGCACAGUUCAACCAUUGAUGAAGGUCUAAAAUACACUCAUGGUCUUGAACCAGUCAAGAGAAUUCUGAAAAACCAAACUCACGUAGUGGCUGUAAAUAGAAUCCACCC